UAGCAGAAGCAGUAAGGAUCACAGAAUGGCUGCAGUGUCAGAUUUAUAUAUGCGUUUCCAUCAAAUCCACGGAGCCAACGUGAGACUGGAUGAUUCCCAGACUCAGGCCACCAGGGCCGAGAGCUUUGGCAACGGAGUUUGUUUCAGUAAAGAACCUUUGGACCCUGGCAAGAUUUUCCUUGUAGAAAUUGAAGAGAAGGAGUUAGGCUGGUGCGGUAAUGUAAGGAUUGGUUUGACAGCACACGAUCCAAGAAAUCUGGAGACUGUUCCUGAGUACUCCCUCCCUGAUCUGGUAAAUUUGGGGAGCAGUUGGAUUUUUGCAAUAACCAGAAAUCAUAAUAAGGUCACCACUGAUGAUCAACAGUCAAAUCCUGCUCCAAAAUCGCACUGUUCCAUGGAGGCUUUUCUGCAAAUUGGCAAUCAUAAGGUCCCCAAGGACAAACUGGUGGGACGGAGCAGACCAGGAAGGUACAGUCACAUCUUGGAUCAAUUGUACAAGACCAAUAUUCUUCCUGCAACUGCCAGGGGGAGUAGAGUCGGGGUCUUGUAUAUCAUUCGUGCUAAUAUGGGAGACUUGCACAUUGUCAUCAACGGCGAGGAUAUGGGUCCCUGCGCCAGAGGAAUCCCCAUAAAUCAGCCCCUUUAUGCUGUUGUGGAUGUGUUCGCUUCCACUAAAUCUGUAAGGAUUAUUCAAGUAGACUAUGGUUUUCCAUCUCUACAGACUUUGUGCCGUCAGGUUGUACAGAAACACAUAAUGCACAGACUAGCUAUUGACUGGCUAGAACUACCUGCACUGCUAAAGAAUUAUUGCAAAUAUGAAUGAGGCAGUUAUGUUGGGAAAAAGUUAGAUCUUGUAUCUUGAAGAACACAGUAAAUCAAAUGUUUUUAUGCAUAUAAUUGUGUGAGCAUCUCUGCUACAUUUUGGUCCCGUUCAUGAUUUGUUGCUAACUGUAAACCCAGGUUAGUUAAAACAGUGGAACAUGAAACAGAAGUACUUUCAAUUAUUAGCCCGUUAUGAUUUUUUAAAUGUGCAAGUCCUCAUUUCCUGUGGUAUAUUCCAUUUGAUGUUCAAAUAAACGCAAUAUUCCCUGUAUCUUUAGUCUCUCUUUCUGACUCUUCUGUUUUUUUAAAAUAUAAUAUAACAUAUUGGAUUUAAAUGAACUAGUACAUUGAAUUAUAUCGGUGUAUUUCUUUUUUUUACCUAAUCUCUACAUUAUUUCCUGUUAGUUAUUUGUGUUUCUUUGCCCACCUGUUUCAAGUUUAACAAUAUUUGUAUUGACUAUCGGAGACUUAUUGACCCCUCCAUCAGCUAUAGGUCUCAGUAAAUGAUGACACUUUUAUUCCUGCGACAUUUUGUGAUACCUUUAAUCGUAUUAAUUACAUAAUUGUUAGUGGUGAUGGCUCUCUGCAUAACUCAGUACCAAAAAUAUGUAGAAUGAACACAUCUGCUUGCUUAACAAACUACAUGCAUGGCAUAGAGGAAAUGUAAUGAAUGUUCAAUAGCUGAUUUCUAGUGUGAGAAGACAGUGGUCGAAGGAAUGAUUAGGUUGACCAAGCUUGUAUACACUAGGGUUUAGAAAAAUGAGAGGGGAUCUCAUAGAUACAUAUAAAAGUCCAUAAGGGCUUGACCCAGUGGACAUGAAAUAUGAUAUUCUGACCAGAGAUGAGGAAUUUCUUCACUUAGAGAGUAAUGAACCUGUGAAAUUUGCUACUACAGUAGGCAAUGGAGGCCAAGUUGCUGAAUGCAUUUAAGAAAGGAGCAGUAGAUUUGUAAACAUAAGUCUUCUUGGGGUAUGGGAAAGGAGCAGAUGGCAAAUCAGCCAAUAAUAUUAAAUGGCAGGGCAGGUUUGAAUGCCAGAUGCCCUACUCCUGCUCCUGUUUUCUAUGUUUCUGUAUUUAACUAGGUUGUAAUGAGUUGAGAAUUUAAUGCUGAGAUAUUAAAUUAUACCGCCUAAAAA
This is a messenger RNA of Amblyraja radiata (thorny skate), 1958 nucleotides long. RefSeq names its product neuralized E3 ubiquitin protein ligase 2 (gene neurl2). Gene Ontology annotation, molecular function: ubiquitin protein ligase activity. Gene Ontology annotation, biological process: intracellular signal transduction. Lineage: Eukaryota; Metazoa; Chordata; Chondrichthyes; Rajiformes; Rajidae. The coding region runs from base 26 to 823 and encodes 265 amino acids. The transcript is spliced from 2 exons. The record is from RefSeq and is a predicted model, not a curated record.